Aspergillus fumigatus Af293 is the source of this 1521-nucleotide messenger RNA. The record is from RefSeq and is a predicted model, not a curated record. Lineage: Eukaryota; Fungi; Ascomycota; Eurotiomycetes; Eurotiales; Aspergillaceae.
AUGUAUAGAAACUUCCUCCUUGCAGUGCUGGCACUGCUUUCUGCAUCUGCUCAUGCCCAUACCACCUUCACGACCCUCUACGUCGAUGGUGAGAACCAAGGUGAUGGAGUGUGUGUGCGCAUGAACCGCGACGCAAGCAAAGCGAGCUUCCCUAUUGAGCCUCUCUCCAGCAAGGACAUUGCAUGUGGCUACGACGGCGAAAAAGCCGUCGCGCGCGUCUGCCCCGCCAAGGCAUCCUCAAUCCUCACCUUCGAAUUCCGCGAAUACGCCGAUGGCUCGCGCCCGGGCUCCAUCGACGGAAGCCACAAGGGGCCCUGCGCCGUGUACAUGAAGAAGGUCGACGACGCGACAGCCGACAACAACGCUGCCGGCGACGGGUGGUUCAAGAUCUGGCAGUCGGACUAUGAUGCAGCUGAGGGCAAAUGGUGCACCGAGAAGAUGAUCGAGAAUAACGGGCAUAUCUCUGUGCAGAUCCCGGCAGAUAUCGAGGGCGGAUACUACCUCGUGCGGCCCGAGUUGCUGGCUCUGCAUGCCUCGCAGGAUAACCCGCCCGAUCCGCAGUUCUACGUUGGCUGCGCGCAGGUGUUUGUGCAGUCGACGGGGACAGCGAAACCGGCCACCGUCCAUAUCGGCGAGGGGACUUAUGAUUUGAGUCUGCCUGGUAUGACCUACAAUAUCUACAAGACGCCGUUGGAGCUGCCGUACCCUAUGUAUGGGCCGCCGGUGUACCAGGCUGGUAAGACUGCGUCUGCCAGUCCUGCCCCUACCAACACUGCUUCUGCCAAUGCUGGUUCCGACCAGGCUGAAUCUGCGCCUGCCCCUGCUGCGUCUGGCAGCACUGGAUCCGAGAAGUCUACCGAUACUGGGUCGGCCAAUACGACGCCUACCAAUGCAGCGUCUGCCAAUACUGAGUCCGGGAAGUCUGCCGAUACGGCGUCUGGCAAUGCCGCAUCCACCAACACCGAAUCCGAGAAAACCGACUCAGCUCCCGCCAAUGUCUGCAAGAACAAGACCAAGAGGAACAAGAACAAGAAGAAGAACAAGAACAAGAAGAAGCGCGCGAUGCUCGUCCAGACCAAAGGCCUCAAGCCAGAAGGCUGUAUCCUCGAACGAGACAACUGGUGCGGAUUUGAAGUGCCCUCGUAUACAGACGAGCAGGGCUGCUGGGCUGUAAGUUCCUCUUCCCCUUCAUUCCUUCAAAGAAUCAAACUGACAGAAACAGUCAUCCAAAAACUGCUGGGAUCAAGCCGACGUAUGCUGGAACACGGCUCUCCCGACCGGCUCAGCACACUGCCAGAUCUGGUCCGACAAAUGCACGGCGCUCGACGAAUCAUGCAGCAACAAGGUGUUCCCUGGUCCGCCAAAUGCAGGCCAGGAUCUCACGCCGAAGAAGGCUUCGUUGGUGGGGUCGAUCAAGAUAUUUGGGCGGGGCGUACGGUCGCAUAUCAAGAGAAGAAGACAUACUCAUGUUUAGCCUUGCGCGUCAAUUUGGAUAUCCACUUAGAAGCUAUUGAAAAAUAA